Molecule: messenger RNA, 921 nt
Organism: Euleptes europaea (tarantolino)
Lineage: Eukaryota; Metazoa; Chordata; Lepidosauria; Squamata; Sphaerodactylidae
Product: olfactory receptor 5C1-like
Exons: 1
Coding region: 1-921 (306 amino acids)
Biological process (GO): G protein-coupled receptor signaling pathway; sensory perception of smell
Cellular component (GO): membrane
Molecular function (GO): olfactory receptor activity; odorant binding; G protein-coupled receptor activity
Source: RefSeq, a predicted model, not a curated record
AUGGCACAUCUCAACAGCACCCGGGUGACAGAGUUUAUUCUCCUGGGCUUCACUACCCCCCGUGACAUUCAGCUGCUUCUCUUUGGCAUCUUCCUCCUCAUCUACCUCCUCGGCGUGGUGGGGAACCUCGGCUUGGCCAUCCUGAUCCGGACUGAACGGUCUUUGCACACGCCCAUGUACUACUUCCUGAGCCACCUGGCCCUGAUGGACUUGUGCACCUGCUGCACCGUGGCCCCCAAGAUGCUCGUGGGGCUCUGGAAAGGCCAAGACACCAUCCCUCUCCCAGCUUGUGCCCUUCAGAUGUUCUUCUUUGGAGCUGCUGCAGACAGUGUGUGUAGCCUCUUGGCCGUCAUGGCUUAUGACCGCUAUGUCGCCAUCUGCCGCCCGCUCCACUAUGGAACGGCCAUGCCACAGAGCCUCUGUCGCCUCCUAGUGGCCAUGUCCUAUACAGCGGGGGCCACCUCCGGAGCAGUCCAUUCAGGCAUGGCCUUCCGCUUGCCCUUCUGCGGAGCCCACACUCUGGACGACUUCUUUUGUGAUAUCAAUCCGGUGCUGGCUCUGGCCUGCGCCAACACAGACCUGAACGAACUCCUGCUAUUAGUAGUCUGUGGGGGUAUCCAGAUAAUCAGUAUGGCCGCUAUCAUGGCUUCCUACGGGAUGAUCCUCUUCACGGUGGGGCGGGCGGGGUCGAAACGAGCCAUAUCGACUUGUGGCUCCCACUUGACAGCUGUAGGGCUACUAUACAGCACCCAAAUUUAUAUGUACCUACGACCCGACAGCACGUACGCCCCCCAGACUGACAAGAUGGCAUCCGUCUUCUACACAGUAUUCAUCCCCACCCUCAAUCCAGCCAUCUACAGCUUCCGUAAUACUGACGUGAAGCAGGCGAUCCGGAGGAGAUUCAGCAAACAGAGACACUAA